AUGAUCAUGUCAUUACAGUCCAAAAAUAGACUUCGAUUAAUUGUACCACCAUUGAACUCGAAAGUUAACAAGGUUCUAAAGACAUGCAAAAGAUGCAGGCAGCACAAGACCAAAUGCGAUGCUUACCGAACAAACCCAUUUCCAUGCUCACACUGUGUGAAGAGGAACUUAAAUUGUACAUUAGAAAUAAUCAACAAACCAACAGGACGAGUCAAGACUGUGGACAUGGUGGAAAGGUUGUCGUGCGAAGUAGACGAGUUGAAAUAUGUAUUGAGUCGACUCUUGGAGAGAAAGUCGAAAUUAGUUGACACUUUGAUAAUGCGAGGGAAGCAAGUACAAGCACAAGCACAAGCACAAGCACAGGCACAAGCACAGGCACAGGUUCAAGCACAAAACCGAAGGUUACGGAGAGUCAACGAAACAGAGGACCUCGUUGAAAGGUCUCCAACUCCGCUGGUUUCGGAGAUCGAGACUUGCAUCGAGUCACCACUCGAGUCACCACUGCAAGAUAUUGGAUGCGAAACGCUAUUGGUGCAGCCUCCAACUACUCAGGCCUCAUUGUCAAAGUUUGUCUUGUCUGCUAAUACCAAAAUAGCACCGGUGCUGCUAUCACAUAAACAAGCUCAACUUUAUUUCACGAAUUACGAACGCCACUUUAAUUCCUACCUCCCCAUUUUUCCGGAUGAAUUUUUUAGAAGCACAAAUCUUGUUGAAUUCCACACGGAAAAUGAACUCACUUUUUGGUGUAUCAUUAUUACCUCAUUAUUAAAUCAACAUGACCAAGCAGAAACAUACGAGAACUUAACUGAACACAUAAAGUCCCUCGUGGUGGCAAAAUGCUGGCUUCAAACUCCUAGAUCUGUAUACAUUAUUUCUUCAUUGUUAAUUUUAACAACUUGGCCCUUACCAAACCACAAGACACAAAUAUCAGAUAAUUUGUGCAUCAAAUACAUCAGUUUGAUGAAAUCACUUUCUUUACAGUUUGGCUUACACAAGCUAGAGUUUAUCUCGGAAUUUAGUCACAAGACCAAAUUAAAUGUCACUCGGGAAGUCAAUUUGAACAACAGAAUCAGGGAAAGAAUCUACAAGUUUGUGAAUGUUAAUUCAAAUUACUGGUUGAUACAUCUUGGUUUGUCCAACAACAACCAUAAUGGGUUCACUCAAGAUUACAUCAUCAACAAGGCUUCGAAUAUUGAUCUCUUCGAUAGUGGUGUAUCAUCUACAGACCAAUAUAUAAACUCGUUGUUAAAGAUAUCAAUUAUUCAAUCCAAGUUGAAUGAAAACAUGAGCAACUUAAUCGGUGACAGGCUCACCGAGGAUGGUUUACCUCUAUUGCCUAAUCAGAUUAAUACAUCAAAAAUGAUUAAUUUUAAUAUGUUUGAGAUUAUCUUGAAUGAUUUAAACAAGAUGCUCGCCGAAAAGGAUUAUGAAAGUGCAGAGAUGGAAAAAUUGAUCCAAGUAUCUAUUGCUUAUUCCAAGUUGCAGUUGUUUGUAUACUCGCUAUCCAAAUCUGAUAUAUCCGUUGUGGAAUAUAAAAAUUAUGUGAUUAAGUUGAUCAACUGUUGUUUGUCAAUUGUUGAGUUGAUGGAAUCAGAGGAGGAGUACUUAAAACUACCCAUUUUCUACAAGUUCCCCGUUGAACUAGCAAGCCUCACUUUGCUUCGCGUUUUCAAGUCUCCUAUUUUGAGUUCUGUCUCGCAAUAUCAAUUGGUGAAGAAUGCAUUUGGAAAAUUGUUUGACAAGAUAUUCCAACAUGACUCUUGGCAUUUUAUGAAUUUCAAAUUGUUAAAAAUAAUCGAAAAAUUUGACAAGUUGGAAAAUGAGUUUAUUAUUGCUAAGCAAAUGGACCAAGCCGAAACUUUGCAAAACUCAUUUUUCUUGGUAACAAGGAUGAAAAAUUAUCUAGUCUCUAGCUUGCAGUAUGAAUUGAUUUGGCUUAUUUAUGAGCAAGAAAAAAAUAAUGUCGAAAAUUUUUCCGAAAAAGUUGAUACUAGUUUGCCCUUGGAUUUCAUCAUUGAUAAAGAUUUACAGAAAUACAUCAAGUCUAACGAGUCUAUAUUGACAAUAUUAUAG
Messenger RNA from Lodderomyces elongisporus, 2073 nucleotides. It is a transcript of the gene SEF2, whose product is annotated as Sef2p. Gene Ontology annotation, cellular component: nucleus. The transcript has a single exon. Gene Ontology annotation, molecular function: zinc ion binding; DNA-binding transcription factor activity, RNA polymerase II-specific; transcription cis-regulatory region binding. Gene Ontology annotation, biological process: regulation of DNA-templated transcription. NCBI's taxonomy places the organism in Eukaryota, Fungi, Ascomycota, Pichiomycetes, Serinales, Debaryomycetaceae. Bases 1 to 2073 code for a protein of 690 amino acids. The record is from RefSeq and is a predicted model, not a curated record.